GAAAAAAGUAAGUGCCUUUUUAUAUAAAUAUAUAUACUUGACGCAUAUAAAACUGUGCUCUUUUUUUUUGCCAAGUUAAUUCUUAUGAACUUAAUAUUGGAUUAUAUCAAUAUUAUUUUACAUAAUUCUUCAUUAUUGAAUCAUUUUUCAUCUUUUUAUAAAUAUAAAAAUUCAUUUUAUUCAAACAAACAAGAAAAGAUUUAUCACAGUGAUAAUAAAAAAAAAUGAAUAUCGCAACAGCAAAUAUUACGCCUGCAUAUACCACAACACAAUUAUUGUUAUCUAAUAGCAAACCAUAUAUACUAUCUCAGAGAAUUAUUAUCGAUCUUACCUCAAUUGUACUUCAAUCGAAAAAAGACACAACAAAUACUCUAUUAACAUUAAAUAAUAUAAUGAUCAAUAGUAGUAAGAAUGAUUAUUAUGACUCUUCUUUUCUUCAAAAUGAAAAAACAUAUAGCCUGACAGCAACAGCGGCACAUCAGCCUAAACGCCCUAGUUGGACAUACUCCUAUAUUUAUUUACGAGGAUCAAGAACUAACUGUGAUAAUCUAAGAAUGCUUGUUACAGAACAAAAUAUGAUUCGUGCAUCCAAAAUUACGAGAGUACUUAAACCAAGAAGCGUAUAUUUACCUAAGCGUAAAGAUAAAUUUAUUUGGGGGAAACUAAGUCAUUUAAGACAAAUUGUAUAAUAAAAAAUAUUUUCUGCUGC
Molecule: messenger RNA, 709 nt
Organism: Cokeromyces recurvatus
Lineage: Eukaryota; Fungi; Mucoromycota; Mucoromycetes; Mucorales; Mucoraceae
Exons: 1
Coding region: 225-689 (154 amino acids)
Source: RefSeq, a predicted model, not a curated record